Miscanthus lutarioriparius is the source of this 888-nucleotide messenger RNA. NCBI's taxonomy places the organism in Eukaryota, Viridiplantae, Streptophyta, Magnoliopsida, Poales, Poaceae. The record is from the annotation of a GenBank genome assembly.
AUGCAGAAGCAGCAGCAGCACACGGAGCGGUGGGGCGAUCUCCUGGACGACGAUGGCGGCGACUUCGACCUCGGCGUGCUCCUCCCGCCGCCGGUCGUCGUCGGGCCCGACGCCAACGGCAUGAAGAAGGUGAUCGAGUACCACAUCGACGAGGAGGGCAACAAGGUCAAGGUCACCACCACCACGCGCGUCCGCAAGGUGCGCCGGUCUAGGAGGGCCAUCGAGCGCCGCUCGUGGCCCAAGUUUGGCGACGCCGCUAAGGAGGCCGCCGGAUCGCGGCUUACCAUGGUCUCCACCGAAGAGAUCUUCUUCGAUCGCACACGUGCAUCAGGAAACAACGGCGAUGGAGCAGGGCCAUCUAGUUCCGCUGAUUCACUGGCCAAGGGAAACGAUAAACCAGGAGGAGGCCUUCUCAUGGUUUGCAGAACCUGCGGGAAGAAGGGUGACCACUGGACCUCAAAGUGCCCCUACAAGGAUCUUGCUCCACAGCAGGGCGAAAGCUCUGGCGACAGGCCUCCUAGCGCCGAUGACUCUGGCGGCGCAGCUGGCAAGGGUGGAAGUGGAGCAUAUGUUCCUGUGUUCAAGAGGCUGGGUGGCGACAUAAGUGGAGCGGAUGUGAUGAGGCGCAGGAACGACGAGAACUCGGUCCGCGUGAGCAACCUCUCAGAGGACGCCCACGACCCUGACCUCGCAGAGCUGUUCGGCCAGUUUGGCCAGCUUAGCCGCGUCUAUGUGGCGAUAGACAGGGUGACUGGAGAGAGCAGGGGGUUUGGCUUCGUCAACUUUGUUCAUAGGGAGGAUGGAGAGAGGGCUAUCAAGAAGCUCAAUGGAUACGGCUACGACAACCUUAUCUUGCACGUCGAAUGGGCAGCACCAAGGCCCAACUAG